Molecule: messenger RNA, 2532 nt
Organism: Trypanosoma cruzi
Lineage: Eukaryota; Euglenozoa; Kinetoplastea; Trypanosomatida; Trypanosomatidae
Exons: 1
Coding region: 1-2532 (843 amino acids)
Source: RefSeq, a predicted model, not a curated record
AUGAAGAUUUCUUCAAUGCCGUAUUUAUUUUAUUUUAUUCUAUUUAUUUAUUUAUAUAAAAAAGGAGGGAGGACGGGAAAAAGAUCAAAGAUAGGGGAAAGACAAUUCAUGCAGCGACAAGCACGGCUUCCGCAUGGUGUAAAUGACGCCUCAGAUGUAUCGCGGAUGGAUCCAUGGAAAGAUGAUCGUUGUCGCGACUUCAUCGCCCUUAACACCAUUCAGCGGCUGCGCUCUUACCAUGCAGAUACACUACUACCUGUGGAGCCGAUAAAUAUUCCUCGGGCGAAAAAUCUCCUCUUGUUGCCAAAGGCAGGACCGGAUGCCAGGACAUGCGAUACCGAGGAAGGUUGUGCUAUUGACACAGCGAGAAUUUUAUUCUUUGGCCCUAAAUCCUUCACUUCAUUGAAGUCACCAGGAUGCAUGACUGCCUUUCCACACGGUGGUGGCAACAGUGGUAGCCGAAGUAGUUUUUCUCAUAGCGAGGAAGUGAGAAAGUCAUCUUCUGCCAAAAGAUUUUCACAAACUCCCUCUAUGCCUUUGAACUGCUCUCCGUCAGUUGAUUCGUGGCAGCAACAAGGUGAGUUAAAUACGACGACUGGAGAGGGUGGUGGCACAUUAGACAACGGUGGAAUUAAGUCGCAAGGGACCCAUCAAGAGGCAUUUGAUGCGGGGGCCACACCGUUAAGGCGUUCGAUGAGUGAUGCCGUGACAACCCCAGCCCCCCGUCCACCCGAGCCUAUUACUGGAGUUGUCACCACAUGUGAGGAGGGUAAUGAACAUAUAAAUGAAGGACGUAAUGCUUGUCAAACUGUUUCUGGUGUUGUAAAAUUUUCAUGUGCCAUUGUGGACGCUAUCGUGGCAUACUAUCAGUCCCUUCUUAGCCGAGGCGUCGUGUUAGAUCGGUUUAACUCCAAAGACUUAGCCUUUUCAUGGUGGGUGGUUGGACGGAACAUGGAUGUGGCAGCUUUGCAUCAUUAUACAGGACCAAUGCGGCGUGACUCUUUGGUGAUUCUUGUCCGUCAUUUUUACUACGAAUUACUCGUGGAGCAGCGGCCAAAGAAAAGUCUCCUGUCAGGCCCGGUUUUUGUGCAGUCCCAGGGACAAAAUGAAGAGAGGAAUGAGGCUGCCACUGCCUCACCGAAGCCGGAGGAAGAGACGGUGUGGACGGACUCACAUGACCAAAGCGAAGAUGCACAAUUGCCACAGACAACGGGGAAUGAUGCCACGAUAACAGCUGCGGGGGAAAAGGGGGACGGGGCAAAAAAGCGGCCACGUAGUCGCCUUGAUCCGACUCGCACAAGUCCGCUUCCAGUUAGUAAUCGUCUUUGCCGCCGACGCCGUCUGGAGGAGGGCACAAAUGGUGAGAAGCCAAGCGAGGCGGAGAAAUCAACGGGGGCUCCGAAGGCUAUCGGAGCAUCUACUGUAACGAGCAACCGAACGGCGUCGGCGUCCAAGCAGGCACAACAUUCCAAGGGACAGUCGAUAGUGCAGACACCCGUUGCGAAGAAAGUUACUGUACCCACGGCACAAAUUGAACCAACAACACCAAAAACACCCACGGCAGCAUCUUCAUCGUCCGUCGCAACGGCAUUAGAGUCCACCGCACAAGAGAAGUCCCACGUUGCCGCGACGCAUGCUGGAGAGGACACUCCACCGGUUGAACGGCCACAUCGAUCUUCUCGUUCAGCGAACAUCGAAGAUGUUUGGCGUCCGAUUCGCUUAACACGAAGGCGUCUUCCUCCCUCUGAAAAUAGUACUGAUUUCACCGAGGCGACCUCAACAAUAGCAGAAAGGGGAUCUGCUUCUGUGUCAUUUCUUAACCUUAUAGUAGAACGAAUUAAUAAACGGAUGGCAAAUGAUUCUAACUACGCUGAUCUUCUUACGGCAUUUCCAACCAGGAAUUCUGAGGUGGGAUGCCACAAUGUUCUCUCAAAUACCGGGAACGAUAAUGCAAAGAUACUUCAUGGCAUGCAUCCGGCGUUGAUGCAGCUUUUUCGUUAUUAUCAUACAUCCGCUCCCGAUUUGUUUGUGCCACGCACCGGAUUAUACAUGGGGGAGGAGGCAGGAACGACAGAGGAAGAGAAAACCAACAUGGCGGAAAGAGCAGCAAAAAACAAAAUUGCUUCCAUCUUUGAGGAAAAUGGGGAGAACGGAGAGGAACAGCAGAUCUCAGUCACUAAGCGGGAGCCUUCUACGGCACAGUCUCAUGAUAUGAUUACUGCCUCGGAGACUCUUGUUAAAGUUGAGCAUAUAAACGAAGAUGCCAUUUCAUCAGAGCCAAAUGGGCUGAGGGACGAGAGCCACGUGGAUGCAGAAGCAAAGGCACCUCUUAUGCAGCUUCCCUUUUCCUUUUCGGAGCUGACUUACGCCCAGCGAUGCCUGUUAACCUGGGAGGCCUCAUUGCUUCUUAACCCACGACCAACACUACCGGUGAAGAGGGGAUCACAAGCGACAUCGGGCGCCACAAAGUGCCAAGUCAAGCCCUCUAUAGCUAAGCAAAGGCACUACUAUGACUACUGGGGGAACCCAUAG